AUGGCAGGUCCUAGCACAAGACGAGGCUCACGAGGCCGGACAUCACAGCCCGAACCGACAACGCCUGCUCGCAAUGUGCAAUUCGGGCAAGCGGACGAUGCAGCGGACGACACCACCGUCACAACAUCGAUCGACCUCAACGUAGACACCAUCAAGACCAUGAUCAACCAAGCAAGGACCAUUCUUGCCGAGCUGGGUCCUCAGCUCUCGGCUCGAUCGCCCACUAAGCUCGCGACCAACGCGUUCGAGAUCUCGCCCGACAACCUCUCCCUUCAUACUCUUCGAGACCAGCUGCUCUCCAAGGCGGACCGCAGCAAUCAGAGGCGACUCUUUGGAGACAAUGCAUCGCCGGCGAAACGCAGGCGCAGCAGCAUGUCGCAAUUUGCUGGCGAAGGCGAGCUCGACAUCAACUGGGCCGUCUACAAAGAAUGGCCCGAGGGGCUAUUGGAGGAGGAAAGGCUGUUGCUCGACUAUUUCAGGAAGCUCAAGUUCAUCUAUCUCGAGCAGGAGACCAAGAUGCGAUUCAUGGCCGACAUUCAGGACGACCUCGAGUCCGGCAAGGAAGCCACCGUUUAUUCGGUCGCCGACGUUGCCGAUCGCGAACGCGUUGCAAAGACGCUCAAGACGCAGCUCACCGAAGCCAAGGCUGAAGUGCGCAGCCUAAGGAAGCAGGUCGACGCAGCCGCAGAGGAGCUGUUCGAGCCAUGGCAUGAGGUGGAGAGAGACAGCAGAGAGGCCGAAGUGCUCAUCAAGGAGAUCGGCGACAUGGAGCUCGAGCUGGCCAAGAUCCGCGCUCAAAGUCACGGCAAGGGCGGAAAUGUCGCUACGAUCGCAGGAAGGGAUGGACCGUUGACCACUAGUGAAGCCGAAGAGUACUGCGACACCCAGGUCGAGGAGAUGACUGCUGUCGAGGGCAAGACGACCAGCGUGAACAAGGCCAUUGAAGCGACCAAGAAGGAUCUCGUGUCGUCAUUGAGGGCACUCGACCGUAUCAAUGCCGAACGCUCGCUCGCGGAAAAGUUCGCCAACGAGGCCAAGAUGGGCAUGGGUGUGGACGGUGGUCGAGACCUCGAAACCGAACGCCUUUGCGCCAGCCAUGCAGCCACCAUCAGCUUGUUGCGAUCGCUGCUGGGUAUCGACGAGAUCGAGGCUGUCUCGGCCAAUGAGAUUCGCGUCACCUACAAGCUGCCACUCGACUCCAUCCUGGGCUCGCAAAAGCAGCAGCAGCAGGAAGAGGCUGCAGCCAAGGGUGCCGGCGCACGACGCAAGCGAAAGUCGAUUGCGAUGCCUGAUCAGUCUCUUGUCCACGUCAACCUGCGCUUCCACGACGUUGGCGGGCGCAUCGACGAAGUCACCGUCACCUCGUCCAAAGGCGAACAGUAUGACAUGCCCGAAGCGUCCAUCGCGAGGCUACGGGCGCUUCAGAAGGCCAACGACGUGCCCUUGAUCGUUCAAGAGGUGCUGGCUGCCUUCUAG
Messenger RNA from Pseudozyma hubeiensis SY62, 1476 nucleotides. RefSeq lists its product as hypothetical. Gene Ontology annotation, biological process: attachment of mitotic spindle microtubules to kinetochore; protein localization to kinetochore; kinetochore assembly. Lineage: Eukaryota; Fungi; Basidiomycota; Ustilaginomycetes; Ustilaginales; Ustilaginaceae. The record is from RefSeq and is a predicted model, not a curated record. Gene Ontology annotation, cellular component: kinetochore. The coding region runs from base 1 to 1476 and encodes 491 amino acids. The transcript has a single exon.